GUAAUAUUGCUGACACUUGUCUUCAAACCAAACACUCUCCCCACUCUCUCUUCUUUCUUUCUUCUUCUUCUUCUUCAUCUUCUUCAUCUUCCACCUCUAUAAAAUCCCCAUUUUUGCACACCCCUUUUGCUCUUCAUAAACUUCCCAUUUUCAUACAAAUAAUAAUAACAGUAACAAUAAUAAUAUAAUGCUUCUUCUUCUUGGUUUAUUUAGUCUCUUUAUCCUCCUCCUUUGUCUCCAAUGGAGCCACCCCAAACACAAACUCCUCCCACCCGGCUCCAUGGGUUGGCCUUACAUCGGCGAAACCUUCAAACUCUACACCCAAAACCCAAACUCCUUCUUUUCCAUUAGACAAAAAAGAUAUGGGGAUGUUUUUAAGACACAUAUAUUGGGUUGUCCUUGUGUGAUGAUUUCAAGUCCAAAGGCUGCAAGAGUAGUGCUUGUGAGUAAAGCUCAUUUGUUCAAGCCAACUUAUCCACCAAGUAAAGAGAGAAUGAUCGGUCCUCAAGCUUUGUUUUUUCAUCAAGGUCCUUACCAUUCUUAUCUCAAGAAGUUGAUUCAAUCUUCCUUUUUGCCAUCUGCCAUUAAACACUCUAUUUCUCAAAUUGAGAACAUUGUUCUUAACCUUCUCCCCUCUUGGAAUAACUCCCAAAUCAACACCUUGCAACAAAUGAAAAAGUUUGCUUUCGAUGUGGCGAUGAUAUCAGCUUUCGGAGAUCAACAAGAUUUGGAAAUUGAAAGAAUCAAGCAUCUGUACCAAUGUCUUGAAAAAGGCUACAAUUCUAUGCCUCUCGAUCUUCCCGGAACCCCUUUCCGUAAAGCAAUGAAGGCAAGGAAGGUGUUGAGUGAGACAUUGGGGAAAAUGAUAGAGAAGAGACGGCGGAACAAAGAGCAUGGAGGUGGGUUGUUGGCAGUGCUACUCAGCGGUGGUGGUGGGGAGGAAGAAGAGAAAAAGAAGCUAAGUGACUCACAAAUAGCGGAUAAUAUAAUAGGAGUAAUAUUUGCAGCACAAGACACAACAGCAAGUGUAUUAACAUGGAUUCUUAAAUAUUUACAUGACAAUCACCACCUUCUAGAAGCUGUUAAGAAGGAGCAAGAUGCAAUUUAUGAAAGGAAACUGUGCGAAGGGAAGCGUGGGCUUUCAUGGGAUGAUACUAGGCGCAUGCCUUUCACUAGUCGGGUGAUCUUAGAGACCCUAAGAAGAGCAAGUGUAGUGUCAUUCACAUUUAGAGAAGCAGUAGAAGAAGUUGAAUUUGAAGGAUAUUUAAUCCCAAAAGGAUGGAAAGUUCUUCCACUCUUCAGAACCAUUCAUCACUCUCCUGAUUUUUUCCCACAUCCCCACAACUUCGAUCCUUCAAGAUUCGAGGAGCCACCUAGACCGAACACGUACAUGCCGUUUGGCAAUGGAGUGCACUCGUGUCCAGGCAGUGAGAUGGCUAAGCUUGAAAUGCUUGUUCUUCUCCACCACCUCACCACCACUUACAGAAAAUUUCGAGGUCUUUGAGGAUGAAAUGUGAGUGGUCAAGAAUCAUGGAUAAGGUUGGCUUUGCUUUGAUUUUGGUUGAUGGCUGUCUGUCUGAGCUGAGACCCCCCCACAAGGCAGGCCCUCCUCCCCCUCUUUGAAGUGUGAAAGGCCAAAGGACAAAGCUUGGCCUUGCUGUACGCAGACCCACGAGGAGGUAAUAAUAAUAAGGUUUCAAUACAACUUUUGGUUUGGGUACAUUUUGCUCUACAUAUCUUCAAAAUGUUCAUUUUAAUCUCUCUCUUUUCAACUUUCACUCAUUUCGAUCAUCAUACUUUAAAAGAAGACUGAAGUUUAAUGAUAAAAAUGGAUGAAAUUUGAUGAACACCAACAUUUACAAAGUAAAAAUAAGACUAACAUAAUCCAAAAUAUAAAAGCCUAAAGUAAUAUUUAAAGGGUGGUGUUUGGAGACAUAUAACAUCAUAGUACGGUGUGCUCCCUAGAAUUCCACGUAGAGUGGUGUCAGGGCACCAAAAUUGUAGGGCUUGCUUAGAUGGUUACCAUUCAGAUUAAGGCAUUUUUGGAACUUACAAUCAUUAUUAUUAUGAAUUGUAUUUGAAGAGAGACAAUAUUUGUCAAUCAACUUUGUUUGUUUUUAACAUGCUGUUUAA
This is a messenger RNA of Cucumis sativus (cucumber), 2133 nucleotides long. Its product is annotated as abscisic acid 8'-hydroxylase 2. The record is from RefSeq and is a predicted model, not a curated record. The transcript has 8 exons. NCBI's taxonomy places the organism in Eukaryota, Viridiplantae, Streptophyta, Magnoliopsida, Cucurbitales, Cucurbitaceae. Bases 188 to 1504 code for a protein of 438 amino acids. Gene Ontology annotation, molecular function: oxidoreductase activity, acting on paired donors, with incorporation or reduction of molecular oxygen; iron ion binding; heme binding. Gene Ontology annotation, biological process: sterol metabolic process.